Messenger RNA from Chanos chanos (milkfish), 402 nucleotides. RefSeq names its product complexin 2b (gene cplx2b). Bases 1 to 402 code for a protein of 133 amino acids. NCBI's taxonomy places the organism in Eukaryota, Metazoa, Chordata, Actinopteri, Gonorynchiformes, Chanidae. The transcript has 3 exons. Gene Ontology annotation, cellular component: terminal bouton; SNARE complex. Gene Ontology annotation, molecular function: syntaxin binding. The record is from RefSeq and is a predicted model, not a curated record. Gene Ontology annotation, biological process: regulation of neurotransmitter secretion; neurotransmitter transport; synaptic vesicle exocytosis.
AUGGAUUUUGUGAUGAAGCAAGCACUGGGUGGGGCCACCAAAGACAUGGGGAAGAUGCUGGGUGGAGAGGAGGAGAAAGACCCUGAUGCUCAGAAGAAAGAGGAAGAGAGGCAGGAGGCGCUGAGGCAGCAGGAGGAGGAGAGGAAGGCCAAACACGCCCGUAUGGAGGCGGAGAGGGAAAAAGUCCGACAGACCAUCAGGGACAAGUAUGGGCUGAAGAAGAAGGAGGAGAAAGAGGCUGAGGAGAAAGCUGCCAUGGAGCAGGCUUGUGAGGGCUCCUUGACACGUCCGAAAAAGGCCAUUCCGGCCGGCUGCGGAGACGAUGACGAUGACGAGGAGAGCAUUUUGGACACCGUUCUCAAAUUCCUGCCUGGACCUCUGCAAGACAUGUUUAAGAAGUAA